Melanotaenia boesemani (Boeseman's rainbowfish) is the source of this 2420-nucleotide messenger RNA. RefSeq names its product rhomboid, veinlet-like 2 (Drosophila) (gene rhbdl2). The record is from RefSeq and is a predicted model, not a curated record. Gene Ontology annotation, cellular component: membrane. The transcript has 8 exons. Bases 412 to 1308 code for a protein of 298 amino acids. Gene Ontology annotation, molecular function: serine-type endopeptidase activity. NCBI's taxonomy places the organism in Eukaryota, Metazoa, Chordata, Actinopteri, Atheriniformes, Melanotaeniidae.
ACAGGUAAGUUGUUGAUGUACUGCAACAGAUGGGAGACAUCGGUGUUCGCAGAGGGCCUGAAGCUAAUCUGUAGCUGGAAAGGAAGGAGUUAGAAAUCAACGGUGGUUUGUUUAUGCCGAGGAAGGAAGUGCAUUGCAGGAAAAAGCGAUGGAAGGGCUAUAAUUAUCUACGAGCGCUCUCCCCCCCCCCCCAAGUCAGUUUGAAAAAGAAGCUCCAAGUACCACCUGGAAACAUGAAGAAAUUGUUUUGAUAAACAAAAAAGAAGAAUCAGAAGAAGAAAGAUUUUGUUGGGUGAUUUGAUGCACGUCAUAGCCUCCAGUUUACCUCGCGCCCCAUCUUGUUUGAAUAAGUUUAGAUCUUGAGACCGUCUGGCGUAAACUUCCUGUUGAAGAUUCAGGAUUGCUGCAGCGAUGGAGGUCAUUGACCUGGAGCAGCAGGAGCCGCUCUCUGUGGAGAAAGAUGGGACGGGGCAGAGGAGUGGCGCAGAGCAGCCGAGUAGAGGCAGGAAGAUGGGAUGUUAUGAGAAAAUGCAGCAGUCAGUGUCCAGAUGGAUGCUUCCUGAAGGAUUACGCAGCGUUUACCUGGAACGUGCCAACUGCUGCCCACCCCCCAUCUUCAUCAUCCUCAUCAGUAUUGCAGAGUUGGCGGUGUUUAUCUACUAUGCCGUGUGGAAGCCUCAGAAGCAGUGGAUAACCCUGGAUGAAGGCUUGUGGAACAGCCCUCUGACUUACAAGCCUAACUGCAGGCAUGAAGCAUGGCGCUUUGUAUCCUACAUGUUUGUCCAUGCUGGUGUGGAGCACAUUAUGGGCAACUUACUGAUGCAGCUGCUGCUGGGUAUCCCGCUGGAACUGGUUCACAAAGGAUUUGAAGUGGGAAUGGUUUACCUGGCUGGUGUCAUUGCAGGCUCCUUGGCCAGUUCCAUCUUUGAUCCUCUCAGUGCUUUGGUGGGGGCAUCUGGGGGUGUCUAUGCCCUGAUGGGAGGCUAUUUCAUGAAUGCAGUGGUGAAUUUCCGAGAGAUGAUUCCUCUCCUUGGGGUGUUUCGAAUUGUCACCAUUUUGGUUAUUGUUGGCACAGAUUUUGGAUUUGCCUUCUACAGAAGGUUUGCAGCUCCAAAUGACAGUUACAAGGUGUCAUUUGUGGCUCAUUUUGGAGGAAUUGUGGCUGGAAUGUCGAUCGGCUAUGUUUUCUUCAGCGCAUACAGCCAGAAGCUUCUCAAAGACCCCCGCUUCUGGAUUUGUAUAGUGGGCUAUUUCGUCUUCUUUCUCUUUGCUGUGGUUUUCAACAUUUUCGUCUCUCCAGCUUCAUAGCGGCGCAGAGCUGCUUCCUGAAAUCCUUGUGCCCCUCAGGAUGUUGGAUUUUACUGCUGCAUUUCAGAACAAAGUUGCUUUUUGUUCAGGGAAUUUGUGAAUGUUUAAUUCAUGAUUUGUUUUUAUAUCAGUGUAAUAUUUUUUUAAAGUUCUAGAGUUUAAGUUGUGAGUUCAGGAGGAGUGGCGCCCCCUGCUGUUUUUACAGAGAUUUAGAAUUUAGUAAAAUUGUGCCUUUGGUGAAGUGGGUCAAUUUGGUUUUAAUAUUUUUUUUCGUUUACUCCUGAUAGGAUCUUUGUAGUUUCUUUGUGUGUGUUUUUGUUUGUAAAAUUUUAACUUUGUGUACUUUCAAUAAUUUUUAGAAAUGAUCUGGAGACUGACAGUUUUUUUGGUAAUUUUUUGUACAGGAAAUUAUGCUCAGAUUGUUUAAAACAUUUGUUUUCCUCUAAGUCUUCCAUGUUGUCAACCCUCACUAACAUCCAGUAUUGAUAAAAUGUGCCUAAAUGCAAUUAAUUCCUCAACACAUGCUCUACAUAAACCUAAGAUAUGACUCAUUCAUUCUAACUUUGUUCAUAACACUGAUAUGUAUAGAAAGUCAAAGGAAAAAAGGAUGAAUAUGCUUCAUGUUUGUGCUACAUUUAUUUAUUUCUUCAGUCCUUCUUUAGUGCUUCAUUUAUUUUUUCUGUUUUACCAUAAAGCCUUAACUGUAUUCCUAUUUUUUUCCUGAGUAACAUCUUAACAGGACACAAUGAAAAUGCAAAAAAUUCACUAAGUUGUAAAACAGUUUAUGGAUGCACCAUCUCUUAUGAGAGACAACUUAUUGAUCAUUAUUUGCUCUGGUUUAUCACACAAUUCCCAGUUUUAACUUGACAAAUGUUCUGCAAUAUAAAGUGUGUGCUAUGGUCUUGUUGCAUUUUCUGUGUGGAAGGCAUCAGUAGCAGACUGUAAUUCAGAAACGCAUUGUUAGAGUCAAAGAUUACAAGAAAACUUGAAACUAAAUACAAAAGAGAUCUGUUACACUUAUUUUUCAUAUCUGCAUCAACAGUUUUAAUAAAGUUAACUGUUUUUAAAUGUGUUUUGUAAAAUUUGAAUGAAUAAAGAAUUAUGAGAAACUA